AUGCCGCGGGAACAGCCGCAGGCAGGGGCUCACACUGUCCACCACAGGCUCCGCUCCAUCAGCCCUGCACGGCCAGCCGCGCUGAGCACAGACCCCACGGUGCUGGGCAAGUACCGCGCCGGCUUCAGCGAGUGCAUGAACGAGGUGACGCGGUUCCUCUCCACCUGCGAGGGUGUGAACACUGAGGUGCGCACCCGGCUCCUGGGCCACCUCGCCAGCUGCAUGACCCAGAUCAACGCCAUGAACUACCCUGCGCACCCCCCGCCGCCCCCGCUGCCACCACCCACAGCCUUUGGGCCACCUCUGGUGCCACCGGGCAGCGGUGCGGGGCCGCUCCCGGGCCUGCCCUGCAAACCAGGUGCCGAUGCGGCCAAGGUGUACGGCGGUUUCCAGCUCCUGCCAGCCUCCGACGGGCAAUCGCCACCUGGCACGGCCGACUCGGUCUGGAGACCCUGGUGA
Messenger RNA from Opisthocomus hoazin, 459 nucleotides. NCBI's taxonomy places the organism in Eukaryota, Metazoa, Chordata, Aves, Opisthocomiformes, Opisthocomidae. The record is from RefSeq and is a predicted model, not a curated record.